AUGUUCAAGAAGAAGCCUACUAUCAAAAACAUCUCCCCAAUUAGGUCCUCAGACCGCAGGAAGAUUGCCGAUCAGAUCAUCAAAGACUACCAGAUCACAAUCCCCGAACCCACCGCCGACACGCCCACCGACGGAGCUACGGCGCCGACCUUGGCCUCAAUACGCAAUGCGCUUCUCCCAGAGAAUACCGCCUCGGCCCGUUUCACAACCACUGCAGGCCCUGAUCUCCGGGAGGUCUCCGGGACAGUCUACGUAGGCGCCCAUCCCGAUGGAGAUGAGCGGGUAUUGUGGUUCAAGGUAGAACAUGGGCCGGGUUCAGACAAGCGCCUAUAUCCGACAGUCUACACCCUCUGGCAAAAUCCGGGAUUGGUGUCUCUGCUGUAUACACCCGAAAUGGUGAUGCAGAAGCUGCGCGGUGGUGCGGACCUCAUGACUCCCGGUCUGGCUAACGAGCCUCCCUUCCCUGAGCGCGCGGUCAAGGGAGCGGUCGUUGCGGUGGCAGGAUUGGACAGUCACAGCGUACCUCGCUUUGUCGGUGUCUGCGAGAUCGACGUGGCGGCCUUGAAGGAGGUCCAAGGUGCGAAGGGCCAUGCGGUGCGAGGUCUCCACUGGGAAGGCGAUGAGCUGUGGGCGUGGAGCCCAUCAUCUCGGCCUGGAUGUCCAGCGCCGGAGUACUUGAAAGGAUGGGAUGAGGGGGCAAGUGACACGGAGGAGCUCAAUGCUGCAGCCGAGGGACUGGGGCUUGACGAGACAGCCGAAGAGUCUGCGGAACUUUCCAACGAAACUCCCGACGGAGCCCCCGUGGCGGAAGACGAGGUGACUGCUGAACAGGAGCCGGAGCCUACAACCAAGGAAAUUGAUGACGCCUUCGUCAAAGCCUUCAUCUAUGCAAUCUACAAGUUGAAACAGGACAAUCCCUCUGCGGCCAACCACGGGUUGUCUUUACCUGUGUCGCCCUCGAUGUUGAUCGCAAAUCUCAUCACCCCAUAUCUACCCAUCCGCUCUGCGCAGCAAGCACAGUACUACACCAUCAAAAAGACGAGCUGGAAGAACGUGAAAAAGUUCAUCAAACAUCUGGACAAAAUGCAACUGGUCAAGUCCAAAGAUCGCAGCGGACAAGAAACAUACAUCAUGGAUGUGGAUUUCAAUGAUCGCCGCGUGGAGCAAUUUGUUCCAUACAAAAUCCCAUCCAAGGCCUCACUCGAAGCUUCCCACAAAACCCCCUCGUCGAACGACAGCAAAAAGCCCGCUGCUACGGACGAGGCCGACCCCUCCGUUGGUCAAACACUCAAUGUCCAAACCUUAUACCGACCAACGCAAAAGCUCACCCCGGACAUCUUCCCCGCCUCUUCCUCCAGCAACCCUAAGAAUUUCUACAAAUACUCCGACGUCUCCACCCAUCUCGAGCAGUACACGCAAUCCCAAAACCUCGUUUCCGCCGACAACCGCCGUGUUAUCAACCUCAACCCUUUCCUAGCCAACAACGUCUUCACAUCCAACUUCCCAGAGGACCAAGGAACCCUCAAACGCGGCAAAGUCACCCGCGACGGCCUACUCAGGCGACUCAUCGAAGACCACGCCCUCCUGCAGCCCCACUAUGCCAUUCUCAAAUCAGGCCAGACCCUGGCAGACGUGAAGCCCAAGGCCGGCGCAGCCCCCAAGGCCGUCGUCACGCUUGAAAAACGCACGGGCUCCAAGACUGUCACCAAGGUGACGAAUCUGGAAAUCUUCGGCAUUAUCCCCACUCUUCUGGCGGAGGAGUUGCAAAAGAAGUGCGCCAGUAGCACGAGCGUCACGCAGGCCGUUGGUGCGCCCAAGGGUAUCAUGGAGGUUCUGGUGCAGGGUGACCAGCGAAAAGUGGUGGACACUGCGCUUGCUCGUCGGGGCUUGAAGAGUCAGUGGGUUGAGGUGGUGGAUAAGACUAAGAAGAAGAAAUAG
This is a messenger RNA of Penicillium diatomitis, 1938 nucleotides long. Its product is annotated as putative RNA binding protein Ligatin/Tma64. The record is from RefSeq and is a predicted model, not a curated record. Gene Ontology annotation, biological process: formation of translation preinitiation complex; translational initiation. Lineage: Eukaryota; Fungi; Ascomycota; Eurotiomycetes; Eurotiales; Aspergillaceae. Gene Ontology annotation, molecular function: translation initiation factor activity. The transcript has 3 exons. The coding region runs from base 1 to 1938 and encodes 645 amino acids.